This is a messenger RNA of Hypomesus transpacificus, 2005 nucleotides long. RefSeq names its product ras-related protein Rab-34-like. The transcript is spliced from 10 exons. Gene Ontology annotation, molecular function: GTP binding; GTPase activity. Gene Ontology annotation, biological process: endocytosis; phagosome-lysosome fusion. The coding region runs from base 383 to 1240 and encodes 285 amino acids. Lineage: Eukaryota; Metazoa; Chordata; Actinopteri; Osmeriformes; Osmeridae. The record is from RefSeq and is a predicted model, not a curated record.
UGACUAGAAUUAUGAGUAUGACAACGUCAGGCUAUAUUGUAUCCACAGUGACAUACAAACAAUACAGCAUAAGAAAGUAGGCCUAGGGCAAAACAUCAAGGAUUUUCACUUCAAAGGACCAAUUCAGCCCACUUUUGCUGCUAGUAUAAAAGAUGGGUUGAGCUGUUUGCCCGCAGCAUAAUCGGAGUCAUCUGUUUACUAGGAAGCAUGUUCGUGAUGUAGUCGAAUGAAUGAGGUGUUUGCAGUGCUGCUGUGGAGAGCGAGUUGCCAGAAGAAACGUUUCUUGUAUUCUCUGCAAGGUGCUUUGUGUGGAGAGAUUCAGUUAGUGUAGGUUAAUGUCUGUCUAUGUGUUUGUGCCUGUUAUAUCUACUCCAACAUUCCCAUGAGAAAUAUGUUACCACCCGUGAAAAAAGACCGGAUCAUAGCUCAGCUUCCCCAGUGUUUCACUCCUAAUGCAGCCCUGCACACCAAAGAAAGCUUCCCCACGCAGGUGACGUCUGCCUGCCAUGGACAGAAGACUGGCACAGUGGGGUUUAACAUUGCUAAGGUGAUUGUUGUGGGGGAUGUGGCUGUGGGGAAGACGUGUCUGAUCAGCAGGUUUUGUAAGGACAUGUUUGAUAAGAAUUAUAAGGCUACUAUUGGGGUGGAUUUUGAGAUGGAGCGAUUCGAAGUGCUGGGUGUACCUUUUAGUUUACAGCUAUGGGACACAGCUGGACAGGAGAGGUUCAAGUGUAUUGCUUCCACAUAUUACAGAGGAGCACAGGCCAUCAUCGUGGUAUUUGACUUGAGCAGUGUGGGAUCUCUGAUACAUGCCAGGCAGUGGCUGGAAGAUGCUAUGAAGGAGAACGACCCCUCAAGUGUGCUCUUGUUUCUGGUUGGAACCAAGAAGGACCUCAGUUCUCCUGACCAGCUGGAAUAUAUGGAGCAGGAGGCCAUCCGACUGUCUGAAGAGAUCAAAGCAGAGUACUGGGCAGUGUCUGCUAAAUCAGGUGACGGCAUCAAGGACUUUUUCUUCCGGGUCGCGUCUCUGACCUUCGAAGCCAACGUGCUGGCAGAGCUGGAGAGGAGCGGAUGCAGGCAGAUCGGUGACAUCAUCAGUAAGUCCUGCCAAAGUCGGAAGGAUUCUUUUCAGAGAAGUGUCACCCUAAUCUCGUUCCCGGUCCUCGUCUGUGUUCCUUUAGGGAUAACUGACAGCACGGAGAAGCACAAACCGACCAAGAAAAAAGCAAACUGCUGCUGAUGGGCUGGACAUUUAUACAGAGUUGUUUCAGUACAUUUACGCGAAGCUAAAUGGGACAACCCAAACUAAAUUCUGGAAUCCACAAUCUGUCGGCAAAGAGUUACGGAACCAUGGGCACCAAUGGACUAUUCAUUGUAGAUCAUUGUAGAGUAGCAGGAAACAAUUAAGGGAUCAUCAGAAGAAUCCACCGUGGAGCCAGGCCUGGUAGCCUCAGUAAUCACAAGACCCUCGGCUGAGGUCAACGCUGACAACAACAGGCCUGUUCUCCAGAUACAACUGAAACUGAAGAUGAUAGCUACCAUUGCUAACAACCAGUCUCAGACUCACUCUGUUGUCCUCGCUGGUGCGUGCAUAAGACAACAUGGCGUACAGCGAGAUCCCAUGUUAUUGUCUCGAAUCAUGUGCCUCUCUGAAGAUAUGUUGUUUUACUGGAGAAUGAGACAUCAGCAGACCUAAUGGCCUUUUUUUUGUUCGCUGGGUUAUUUCCUCAGUCUGCUCUAGCCGUCAUGUGUCUGAGAUGCUAAUGUGAUGCGUACGCCUGUUCCCAUGACGCCACUCAACACAGCUCGUCUCCAGAAACACUCAUCUCUCCUGCUCCCAAAAUGGAGGGAUUGUUUGCAGAGACAAGGAGGAGAAUGUUUUAUUUAUAUCCGAGUCCAAUCACAUUAUGCGAAACACUGGAACAGACCUACUACAGUGGUGUGAGUUCUGUAGAAUGUUUUUGCAGUUUAUUAUGGCAGCAUGAAUAAAUGUCAUGUUAAAUCA